ACUACAAGAUGCUGGGGACCGGGUAACCUUAGUCGGCAGGCUAGGAGGAAGUUAAUUGUAUACAUGACGGACUGCCUGGAACAUACCGUAUAUGGUCCGCCAGGCGUGGCUAAGCUUAUCUUCAGGGAGCGCGGUGACUGACAACCUGUGUCCUCCAGGGUCACCCCUACUACUUUCGGGGUCACCCCUAUUACUUUAAGGUCACCUCCACACACACGUGUUUGCCUUCAGUACUGUAGCUCAAGUCUGGAAAAUAUUUCCCCAAAUGGCGAACUUUCCCUUUGGUGAGGACUAUUUGGGAGACAAGGAUCUCGGCAGGAUUUUGAGGAGACACAAGAAAAAGCCACCGAAACUGUAUUCGGUGGCAAAUGUUGUCUCCGAGGAGGACAGAGGAGGCAAAGUUUGGGUAAAGGUAAAGUGGGCAGGGAGCUGGCCUGGGCAGCAGUACUCCUGGGUCCCCCUCGAGGAGAACCCAGAGUUGGAGGCCUACCUGUAUCACUACAGGGAGGCCACUGCUCUGGGUAGGGGGGUGAUUCAGGAGGAAGUGCCCCUUCAGGUCCAGUACCUGAAGACGGCCAUUCUCUCUGCCCUAGGAAAGGGCAGUCAUAGGGCUGGCCAGUACACCACCAAGGCCAGCCUCACCAUCCCCUUCCCGUGUGACGAGUUUGACAAGCACUUUCGUCCUCUGAAGAUCUAUGGGUGGAAGCCGGGCCCCUCAGGACAGAAAGAGGAGUUCACCUGCUACCCAAAAGAGCUCGUCCCGAUGCUUGGCAGAGGAUGGCAUCAGAAGCCACUGAAGUCAUCCUCUGCCAUCAAGGUGACAGAAGUGAGUGUCACCUGGGGCUACAGACCUGUGGUCAAGUAUGACCACUCUGAAUGCCCCAGGUGCACACACAAGGGUGCAGAGGGACAUCGCCCUUCCCAGUGCUGUCCAAAGGUACACUUGACUGUUUACCCCAGAAACAAACAUACAAUGCUAGAAGAAAGCAUAGUUGUAAUGAUACAUCACAAUAUACCCAUUGAAAAGCUAUUCUUUUCUUGCACAAUUAUUGUAUUCCAAUUCCUAAUAUCAAUACACAUCAAACUAAUUUACAAGUCAAUUUACUGAUACAUUUUCUUCACAUAUAUGUACAGGAGACACAGCAUCUAGAUCAAGGAUGGCUCUCCUUCACUCUGAGAAGAGAACUUGUGAACACCAUCCACCCAAAAAGGUACCAGUUGUGUAUCUAUUAGUCACCUUACACUUUACAAGAGGAAAGA
Molecule: messenger RNA, 1260 nt
Organism: Branchiostoma floridae (Florida lancelet)
Lineage: Eukaryota; Metazoa; Chordata; Leptocardii; Amphioxiformes; Branchiostomatidae
Exons: 3
Coding region: 266-1108 (280 amino acids)
Source: RefSeq, a predicted model, not a curated record